CUCUCCCUGUGGCUAUAUAUAUACAUCCUCUCGCGGACAUGCUCUUUUUUUCUCCUUUCCUUCUCUCUCCCCUCUCUUCCGUUCGCUCGCCGACCGCUCACCGGCGGACUCGCCGUGGCCUUCCGACCGUUCAUCGAGCCGGAACGUCUCAUCCUCCGCUGCUUGACCUCUCCAAGCAGAAUAUCUUCGACUUGAAGAGGUUAGGAUUAUGGAUGGUACCAAGGGGCACGGGCUCAGAAAUGUGGCUUCUCAUUGCUCCAUCUCUGACAUGGACGAUUAUGAUAUCUCAAAGCUUCUCGAAAAGCCUAGGCUCAACAUAGAGAGGCAGAGAUCGUUUGACGAAAGGUCACUUAGCGAGUUGACCAUUUCCUUAGCUAGAGGGCUUGAUUCCUAUGAGCCCUCAUACUCGCCUGGAGCACGCUCAGGACGUUCUGGAUUUGAUACACCAGCUUCCUCAGCUAGGAACUCCUUUGAACCUCACCCUAUGGUUGCUGAUGCAUGGGAAGCUCUUCGCCGAUCUUUGGUGUACUUCCGGGGCCAGCCAGUGGGCACACUUGCCGCAUGUGACCAUGCUUCAGAGGAGGUCCUUAAUUAUGAUCAGGUUUUUGUUCGAGAUUUUGUACCUAGUGCUCUGGCUUUUCUAAUUAAUGGUGAGGCUGAUAUUGUCAAGAACUUUCUACUAAAGACCUUACUGCUUCAAGGGUGGGAAAAGAGAGUAGAUAGAUUCAAGCUUGGGGAAGGGGCAAUGCCAGCCAGUUUCAAAGUUCUUCAUGACCCAGAUCGCAAAACAGAUACUAUAGUAGCAGAUUUUGGUGAGAGUGCAAUUGGAAGAGUUGCACCGGUUGACUCUGGAUUCUGGUGGAUCAUUCUGCUGCGUGCUUAUACAAAGGCUACUGGAGAUUUAUCCUUGGCUGAAACUCCAGAUUGUCAGAAAGGAAUGAGACUUAUACUGGCCCUGUGUCUGUCAGAGGGAUUCGAUACAUUUCCAACAUUGCUGUGUGCCGAUGGUUGCUCAAUGAUUGAUCGGAGAAUGGGUAUUUAUGGUUAUCCCAUUGAGAUUCAAGCACUUUUCUUUAUGGCAUUGAGAUGUGCAUUGUCAAUGCUAAAACAUGAUCAAGAGGGGAAAGAGUUUGUGGAAAGAAUAAUGAAGCGCUUGCAUGCCUUGAGUUAUCACAUGCGGAAUUAUUUCUGGCUUGACUUCCAACAGCUAAAUGACAUAUAUCGCUAUAAAACAGAGGAGUAUUCACACACUGCAGUAAAUAAGUUCAACGUUAUUCCUGAUUCAAUCCCAGACUGGGUGUUUGAUUUUAUGCCCACACGAGGUGGCUACUUUAUUGGCAAUGUCAGCCCUGCAAGGAUGGAUUUUCGGUGGUUUGCUUUAGGAAACUGUAUUGCUAUAUUAUCUUCUUUGGCUACUCCUGAGCAAUCUGCUGCUAUUAUGGACCUCAUUGAAGCACGUUGGGAGGAGCUGGUUGGAGAAAUGCCCUUGAAGAUAUGUUAUCCUGCAAUUGAAAGUCAUGAAUGGCGAAUUGUAACAGGUUGUGAUCCAAAGAAUACCAGGUGGAGUUACCACAAUGGAGGGUCUUGGCCAGUGCUAUUGUGGUUGUUGACGGCUGCUAGUAUCAAGACUGGAAGACCCCAGAUUGCGAGACGAGCAAUUGAUCUGGCUGAAACCCGUCUUCUGAAAGACACAUGGCCAGAAUAUUACGAUGGAAAACUUGGGAGAUUUAUCGGUAAACAAGCGAGGAAAUACCAGACAUGGUCAGUGGCCGGAUAUUUGGUGGCGAAGAUGAUGUUGGAGGAUCCAUCACACUUGGGAAUGAUCUCCCUAGAAGAGGACCGGCAAAUGAAGCAUGUGAUUAGAAGAUCCCACUCCUGGACUGUCUGAAAACGCUGAAGCAAGGAAGGAAAAAAGUAGCAUGAAUGGGUAGAUGUAAACACAAGGCAAGAGUACUAAUUAUCUAUAAAAGGAAAAAAAAAAAAAGGUAUUCUUUUGGCAAUUUAUGUUUUAUGUUCAAUUCAAACUUUGGUUUUGUGUACAUUCACAUUGGCUGGAGUAGCUUUUUCUUCCUCUUAAAUAAGAGAUACAUUCUAAUC
Diospyros lotus (date-plum) is the source of this 2097-nucleotide messenger RNA. RefSeq names its product probable alkaline/neutral invertase D. The transcript has 5 exons. The record is from RefSeq and is a predicted model, not a curated record. Lineage: Eukaryota; Viridiplantae; Streptophyta; Magnoliopsida; Ericales; Ebenaceae. Gene Ontology annotation, biological process: sucrose catabolic process. Gene Ontology annotation, molecular function: sucrose alpha-glucosidase activity; endo-alpha-N-acetylgalactosaminidase activity. The coding region runs from base 209 to 1888 and encodes 559 amino acids.